Maniola jurtina (meadow brown) is the source of this 2347-nucleotide messenger RNA. RefSeq lists its product as uncharacterized. The transcript is spliced from 5 exons. Lineage: Eukaryota; Metazoa; Arthropoda; Insecta; Lepidoptera; Nymphalidae. Bases 272 to 1024 code for a protein of 250 amino acids. The record is from RefSeq and is a predicted model, not a curated record.
GAACGCAUCCAACCUCUAUUUUUCGCGGCAUAAUCAACCAUUCAUUCCUUUCCUUCGCAUUUCGCAAGUAGCAAGUAGUUUAACUUUUACAUUACGAGUGAGAGGUUGUCUUUGCGGUACACAAAGUUACGUAUUUAAACACGUAAAUAAGUGCUAUUAGUUGUGAAUUUUACUGUAACAAAUAUAAAUAGUCAUAAGUGGCUUAAGUGAACCAUAUAAAUUAAGUGAAUUCUAGAGUGGAGUGGAUUUUUUUUAGUUUUAAAUUUUGAAAAUGCCUAAGGAAGUUAUUGUUUUGUGUUUUACCGUCGUCUUGCUGUUCAACACAGUUGAUGCCAUUAAAGCCAACUGUAACAAGGAAGAGGGGCUGCAGCGGUGCUCAAUGGCAUUACCAGUUCUUAGUUCACCAGAAAUAUCGUUUGCACUAACGAGAGAAGAAUUGGACAAAACUUGUGUCGAGCUGCGAGUUGGUAUAAAGUGUAUCGACAACUACACCGAAGUUUGUAUGGAGAAGAGCGAACAGGUGAUGUUUAGGCGUAUAUACGCAGGUAUAACUGAUGUUGUACAAGAACUGUGUACUAGAGGGAAAUAUCAAGACGAAUACUUGAAGCAUGCGACUUGCGUGAAGAAAGUGAGACCUGAGUAUGAAGUGUGCAGCAAGAACUACGAAGGAACGUUGUCAAAAAUCAGCAGUCAUGAGAAGAAAGAACAGUACCAUACAGACAACACGAAUGUUGCAGCCAAUCAAGAAGAUUAUUUGAGGACAGUCUGUUGUUCAUUUCAAGAUUACUUGGUGUGUUCGGAGCAGACGGUGCUGAGAUCGUGCGGAGAUGAAGCCGCUUUGUUCACCAGCGCAUUCCUCAAACGGAUGGCCUCCAAUAUCAUUAAGAACUUUUGCUUCGAAUACCGAGGUAAGGAAUGCAGUUUGGCUGGCAAAGCAGCGACGUCGGGCCACAGUUUAUUAUUAAUACCUACCAUUAUAGCAACGUUGUAUUCUUAUUUAUAUGGCAACUUUAUUCCGACGUAAAAACCAAUUAGAGAAAAUAAUUUCAAAAUUAGAUCGUGGCUGAAAGCGUGGGUUGCCAGUAAUUACUAGACGGAAUUUGUAGCUAGUUGCCGUUGGUGCAACGUUUCAGCUGUAAAUAAUAAUUAAUUAAUUAAUGUAAGUAUUGUAUCAGUUCCUUGGUUAAAGGUGAAACUGAAGUUUGUAUUCAACUCUAGAAUGAAGAACCCAACUGGCUAAGCCAAGGUUGUGUAUAUAGGUAGGUGUGAAAUAAUUUCAAAUUAACUAUCACCAAAAAUGCUAUUAUUUCAUAAAAUAUCGUCUUUCAAUGAUACUUAUGCCUAAGCGUACUAUUUGCGUGCUAAGUUUGCAUGACAUGCCUCAAACAGAAUUUGACAUUCGAUAUUUUAAAAAUAUCUCUAUAGGGAGAAGUAAGACUAGCGCGCUCUCCAACGCUUACCAUUCAAACGUACUUAGUUUGGUUCUCAUUUGAAUAUUAACCAAUCAAUCAAGUUCUAGAAAGAAAACGUCGAAGUUCUAGUCUCUGGUUUUCCAGAUUUCUCUAAAAAUUUGUAAUUUUCAAGUAAUGCGGGCUUAAAUAUUUACGUAAACAAAUCUUUGAGCUAGUGUAACUUUGAAACUCGAAAUUUUGCUGAUUAUAGCAAAUUGAGCUUUUGGUUCCUAGAUCAUAGAUUUCGCAAAGUAACGUCUGCUUCUAUACAACACUACACAUUUUCACGGAGAUCUAACAGCACACAGAUAUACCUACUGCUAUUUUUUUCUAGAAUGUGUCUACAAAAUUUCAUUUUUGAUUGGUUAAUAAUAUUGAAAUGACAACUAAACUUCGUUUGUAUGGAAAGUGUUGGGCAGCGCGCUAGUGUUACUUCUCUUGAAAACAUUUCUAUCUAUGUAUUUGUUAUGCAAAUCUUCAUGCUUGGAAAUUAAACCAAAAGUUCUUUGUACUAUGAAUGAAUGAAAAAGAUCCUUUAUUAUAUUUGUUUAGUCUACGCAUUUAGUGGUAAAUAGUUUAUGAAAUAGGUGCCUACAUUUUAAGUUUUUAUGUAUGAGCCAUAAUCUAAAAAAGAAUGCAUGCAUCAUAAUUUUUAAAAAGUUUCAUUCACAUAUUGUCGAUCCAUGUUAUCGAUACAUUUUAUUGUCAUUUAAAAAAAAAUGUGGGCCAUACGUACAAAAUAGGUGGAACUGAAUAUUAUUGCCCGUUUUCAACGCUGACGCAGCGAUGAAAUGAGGCGUAGGUAUUAUUAGAUAUUUGAUAGGUAGAUCCUGUUCGACAACGAAAUCGUCGACGAAUACACUCCCGAUCAUCAUCACUAAUGAGGUCUAAUAAAA